AUGGACCUAGGACCAUCCUCGUCCAGCACCGUCUCACCUGGACCUGGGCCGCAGACGAACCGAAAAGAGCGCGGCGCUAUUGCUGCUCAGGCUUGCGAAACGUGCCGCAAUCGAAAGCAGAGGUGUGAUGAACGAAGGCCUAAGUGUGGUACAUGUCAACGAUUCAAACUCGAAUGCCGAUACAGAGAACCUCAACCUACAAAGAAGGAUAAAACUCUAGUUGAGAUUCUAGAUCGACUCAAAAGUGUUGAAAGCAAGAUUGAACACAUAGGAUUGCGGGAAAACACCACCCCUUCCAUUUUCAACACUUCCCAACCCUCUGGUGUUUAUCCCAACACACCACUGUUGGUCGAUCCCGAAUCGCAAGACUCUCUCCCAGGGACAUCUAUUCCCCCUGCGAGUCCAACGCCCAGCCGCGAUAAAGGCGGCUACCGAUAUGACUCCUCGGUGUCCAAGGUAUCGGAAUGGCCUGUUGUGCGCCACAUGUUCGAACGCCUUGGACAGAAGCCCCCUUCACCAGUAGGUGAAAUACCUAUGCUUCCGCGGGGCCUACGCGAGUCCACUGUUACCUUGCCACUCGAUGGACUUCAGCUAGUCGGGAUAUCAAGCAACAGCACACUGCAGUUACCCUUGCACUUUUCGGCUUCCGCAUCUUCUCUAAACCAUAGCCCCCCCAGUGUAGACUGGGAGACGGUACAAAGACUAAGCAAAGGAUAUUUUGAUGUCGUCAAUACUUUCUAUCCCAUACUGGACAGGCAAUGGUUCAAUUCAAAUACCCUGGGCUCAAUCAUCAGCAACGGCUUCCACGAAGGGAUAAUACCAAGCCUUGUACUCCUCGUUCUUGCCCUUGGGGAGGUGGCCCUCACCACAUCCGAAGUAUCUAUCUCAGCCUACAAGCAGCGGCCAUCUGGGAUCAAGGGGGGAACUAUCGACAGACCACCUGGCCUCUCUUACUUCAACGAGGCACGGAAAAGGAUGGGGUUUGCUUUAAGCGAGGUCAGUCUGGAAAAUGUGCAAAUGCUCGCGCUUGCUGCCAUAUACUACUCAAGCUGCGGGCAAGCUCUUGAAUGUUGGAGGAUGACUGUGUCUGCUUCCUCAGCCUGCCAGGCCUUGAUUGUAAACAAACCUACCGAGCUUCAUGGUCUCCGAUCAGAUUUGGUAAAAAGGAUAUUUUGGCACUGCUCAAUCAUGGAGACUUGCUUUCACAUGGAAUUCGGUUUACCCUUGACCGGAUUAGACAAGUUGGAGGAGACAAUCGGUCUCCCUGACUUUAAUGGACAGAUUACUGACGAGGACUAUAUCACUAACCAGGCUACGCACUUCCAGGAGCAUUUUGCGUCUCAGAUUGUGCUUCGCAGGCUCUCUGCGAACUUGCAUUCUGUCCUCGACAAGACGUUUGGUCCAGACGUAUCCAUAUCCUUUCCAGGGUUCGGACACUUCAACGGCGCCUCGAGUCCCGGCAGUGCGACUGUUAUGAAGCAGCUCGAUGCGCAACUCGAUCAGUGGAGAGGCAUGUUGCCCAGCCAUUUGAGAUGGCAAGACAAUCAGGAUUUGACAUUUUCAGAUCCUUCACAGGGUGCUUUCAAUGAUGUUUAUGCUGGGCAGUCUCUGCCUAGUAGUUAUAUGUUCACGCCAGAUCUUGACACGCAACCAGCAACGUAUCCAUUUGUAGCCGAUAUACAUGUUGCAAUCCUUCGGACACGAUACAGCUACAACAAAUAUCUCAUAUACCGCCCCUGCAUCUACAAAGUCCUUCACCACCCGGAUAGUGUGACACAGGAAGAUGCCGAAGGUGCGGCCGAAUGUCUCAAAGCGUCACUCAAAUGGCCCAUCGCCCUAUCGCCCACCUGCACCAACAAGCGACUUAUACCAAUGACUUUCUUCUGGUCCCAAAACCUCUUUGGAGUUCUGGUGCUGUUGCAUCUUUCGCAACAGCACCCAAUCAUGGUGCGCAUUCGAUCAUCGCUCUGCGGGCAACGCUUCGACGUUGAAGCCUCGCAGACUGUUACGACAUACUUGGAUUGGCUACGCGACAUGAAAAAGAUAGACUCAACGGCGAACUGGUGCUGGAAUAUCAUUCGCCUAGUCUAUCGACUGGACGAUUAA
Fusarium venenatum is the source of this 2106-nucleotide messenger RNA. RefSeq lists its product as uncharacterized. Gene Ontology annotation, molecular function: DNA binding; zinc ion binding; DNA-binding transcription factor activity, RNA polymerase II-specific. Gene Ontology annotation, biological process: DNA-templated transcription; regulation of DNA-templated transcription. The record is from RefSeq and is a predicted model, not a curated record. NCBI's taxonomy places the organism in Eukaryota, Fungi, Ascomycota, Sordariomycetes, Hypocreales, Nectriaceae.